CCAGAUAAUUGCAGGACAUUUCUUUACAGACUGAAUUGCUAAAGAUCCUGAAGAAAGAUUGCUAUCAAAACAUCAGCUUUGCCUUCCUCUUUGCUGUGACAAACAAACAAACAAAAAUGCAGUGGCCGUUGUAAGUUAAGGAAAAAACAGUUCUGAGGAAAACAGCUGCUUCUAAGAAGGAAGGAAGCUGACAAACCACACUAUGAAGAGGAAUGCUAUAAGCACCUAAAAGAUGGCACAGUUUUCUUUGACGAUCCUGAAUGCUGGGCAAACUUUGUGCUGCAGAUCCCUUUUAAAUGUUGGAAGGAAGAUGUUCUUUGAAGGAUUUAUUGAUGGCUUUGAAGAUAUGAGAUUCAAUGAAGGAACCUGACAGACUAAGGCUGGCUGGUGAAGACACAAGAAGAAAGGACUGUGAGAACAAGAUCUUCACAGGAGCAAGGUGGACAGCCAGUCUCAUCACUUUAAUAAACCAAGACAAGAUCCAGUAGAUUUGAAUUCAUAAACACUUAAGUUCUGCUCUAUGAAGAUAUCCCAGGCUAUUGUUUCCAGAAUCAGCGUACUAAUGAGCCAAGACAAAGAGCAUGACACACACUGCAGCAACAAAGGUGGAAGUGAAGCCAUAUAUGACACUGAAAAAUCUGUUUAUCUACUGCUUUUCUUCUGUGGACUCAUCUUAAAUGUCUGGGCCUUAAGGGUGUUCUGUUGCAAACUGAACAAAUGGACUGAAACCAGAGUAUAUGUGACCAAUUUGGCUGUUGCAGACUGCCUACUUGUCUUGACAUUGCCUCUUAGGUUAGCUUAUAAGAAACUAGCUGUGGAUACAGUGUGUUUAGUCUUGGAGUCUGCAUACUUUGUUAACCGCUACAUGAGCAUCUUCCUCAUUACUAUAACAGCAAUCGAUCGAUACAUUGCCAUAAUAUACCCCCUCAAAGCAAAGACUAUAAGGUCCCCUCUCAAGUCAGCUUCUGUCUGUGGACUUCUCUGGACCUUACUCAUAAUGAUACUAUGUACAACUAAACUUGUAGAAAGACGAUCUAAGACAGAAAUUUGUUUUAGAAAAGUGUCCAGAGAACCAUCAGCACAUCUUUUUGCCUCUGUCAUUUGGGGAUUUUUAAUACCUCUAAUCUUGAGUUUCUGUUCCAUUCAAACCACAAAAAAACUCAUGAAGAAGAAAAACACUUACCCAUGUGAAGCAAAGCUCAUCCAAAAAGCAAUCAAUAUAAUUAUUGCAAAUAUGACUGUGUUCAUUGUAUGCUUUUUACCUCUUAAUGUUGCAAUCCUCUCUCGGUUCAUUGCUGAUUCCACAAAAGCCAACUGCACUGAAACAGAAAAAAUUGAAAUCUUUGUAAACCUGGCAGCAAUUCUUGCCAACACCAACUGCUGCUUGGAUGCCAUUUGCUUUUACUUUGUAAACAAGGAAUUUCAGGAGGCUUCCUUGGGACCAUCUACCAAUGUUUAUCAAGAAUCUGAACAACAGGACUCUGUAAUUAUUUAGUAAAGAAGGUCAAAUCAUGCUGAGAACUCCAGAGUCAUUCCCAGCUGCUGUUUUUACUGUCCAAAAUGACUAUUCCUUUCAUUGCUGCCUCAAUAGCUUUUAUUAUCCCAUUGAAGUUGU
Messenger RNA from Sceloporus undulatus (fence lizard), 1615 nucleotides. RefSeq names its product G protein-coupled receptor 35 (gene GPR35). Gene Ontology annotation, cellular component: membrane. The record is from RefSeq and is a predicted model, not a curated record. Gene Ontology annotation, molecular function: G protein-coupled receptor activity. Gene Ontology annotation, biological process: positive regulation of Rho protein signal transduction; phospholipase C-activating G protein-coupled receptor signaling pathway. Lineage: Eukaryota; Metazoa; Chordata; Lepidosauria; Squamata; Phrynosomatidae.